GCACGGAAGCAGUUCACUCGUUUCACGGGUAUCUUCUUGAAGGUGCCACCCGAGAAUGUAUUUGUCAGGAUUCAGAUGCCCUCGGAGGUCACGAUCCACAUCCGCAAGGCCGAGCUCAACGAGCAGGCCAUGCAGGGCCUGCACCUGCCCCUGGCCGUACGGGGUGGUCUCGUAGAGGAUCUGCACCUGACCGUGAAGGCCAGUUUGAAAGGAGCUGCAGAGGUGAACGUCCGAGUGGAGAACGCCUUAUUGCUUUUGGCGCCAGGCGACGGUCUUGCAGAGGCGGGCGGCUUCAAGCCUGCUGGCAGCUACUGGAAUGCGGAAACCGUCCGGGAGGCGAAGUCCAACUUGGUGGAGCUCAUGUGCAAGCACGUGACCCCUGAGAAGGAGAAGAAGGAGCCGUCAGACAAAGACAAGGUCCUCGCCGGCCCCGACCUCAAGAGCGCCGCGAGCAGCAGGGGCGUCCGCGGGUGGAAGGCGGCCACGAGCAAGUUCGCAAACUACAGGAAGAGGAUGGUCAAGACCAUACUCGACAGCAUCUUUAAGAAUCUCACCGUGAACAUCAAGAACGUUAGGGUGCAGCUGGACGACAGCGAGGGCUCCCUGGGGCUCCAGGACGUCACCAUCGGCGCCAAGGUGGCCAGCAUCCGGCUCGAGCGGCGGCUGGGCACCGGCAGCAUCCACCGGCUCGGCGUCUUCGUCCAGACGCACGGGAGAGAGAGAGCAUCGCGGGAGCUGGGGCAGCACCACGGAGGCGGCAGGAGGAGAGCCAGCCAAAACUCCGUGAUGAGCGAGAUAGAGACUGCCGCCGAAGCCGUGCUGAAGCGCCUGAGACUCAGAAAGAGAACAUUAACGAGAGGCUUGUCAUCAUUAUGGCAGGAGGAACCUUCUAAGUACGCCGAGAAGAAGCUGCACCACCUGCUGCGCGACCACCCCAGGGAUGCAGUGGCGGGGCCGUGGGGUCUGAAAACCAGAGGCUCCAGGAGGAGGCGCUGCAGGCCAAGCACAGGGAGGGGCGCCAGGCGGACGCCGACAAGCAGAAACACGCGUGGCUCACGUGGUUCCCAGAGAGGCACCUCGUGUUCUCGGUGCUGA
Prorocentrum cordatum is the source of this 1095-nucleotide messenger RNA. The record is from the annotation of a GenBank genome assembly. Lineage: Eukaryota; Dinophyceae; Prorocentrales; Prorocentraceae.